Molecule: messenger RNA, 621 nt
Organism: Lotus japonicus
Lineage: Eukaryota; Viridiplantae; Streptophyta; Magnoliopsida; Fabales; Fabaceae
Exons: 3
Coding region: 51-608 (185 amino acids)
Source: RefSeq, a predicted model, not a curated record
ACUGUACUUUAUGUUGUGGAUUUUAGUUUCCCAAAAGGAAGAUAGUCCAAAUGAGUUGGCAUCAUGCCUGCAAUGUCAUCAUGUGGCUCCAUUACUCCUCCUAUAUAUCAUUUCCAAAGCUUUGCAAGCAAGCUAGUGGGUCUGCAGUUGAUGACAAAGAGGAGUUAAAGGGGGGGGAGGUAGGUACAUGCUUCAUACUUUUUAGUUAUAUAUAUAGCUGCAAAACCAUGGGUUACAUGCAGAUUUUGGUGCAGGGGACCAAAGAGAAAGAAAAGACCCAGUUAGUGUGUGUUUACUCAAGAGAAAGUGCAGUGCAGUGCUUGGAGAACAAAGCAGGGGAAGCUAUGGAAGGUGGUAGCUCAAAUAGUACAAAUUUAGGACCAAAAACAUCAGAGUUGGAAGCAUUGCAGAAAGAGAGUGAAGAGAAACACUUCAAAAUUCAAGAGCUCAAGAGACAGAUUGAAUUGACAAAACAGAACUUGGAAAAGAAAAAGAAGGAGGUCACAGAGGAGCAAAGGGCAAGUUUCAAGGCCUUAAGCGAGAAAUAUAACAGUCUGAGAGAGGAAUACAAUGCAAUGCAAGCUGCAAAAUCAAGGGAAUCUAAGUAACUUUACCUCUCAA